Messenger RNA from Mitosporidium daphniae, 1986 nucleotides. Its product is annotated as DNA mismatch repair protein. Gene Ontology annotation, cellular component: MutLalpha complex. Lineage: Eukaryota; Fungi; Microsporidia. Gene Ontology annotation, biological process: mismatch repair. Bases 1 to 1986 code for a protein of 661 amino acids. The record is from RefSeq and is a predicted model, not a curated record. The transcript is spliced from 8 exons. Gene Ontology annotation, molecular function: mismatched DNA binding; ATP binding; ATP hydrolysis activity.
AUGACAAAUCUUGUCGCUCUUCCACAAGAUGUCGUCAAUAAAAUAGCGGCUGGCGAGAUCAUACACAGCCCCGUUCAAGUAAUAAAGGAAUUGCUAGAAAAUUCUAUCGAUGCCAAUUCAUCUGCCAUCUCUAUUAUUGUAAAAAACGGAGGACUAUCUAGGAUCAAUAUCACUGACGAUGGCCACGGCAUCUCGAAGGAUGAGCUUCCAAAACUAUGCCAAAGAUUUAAUACAUCUAAAAUCCGGUGCUUUGCUGACCUUCAAAAAUUGGAAACCUUUGGAUUCAGAGGUGAAGCGCUUGCAAGCAUCAGCUACGUAUCUCGUCUUUUGAUAACAAGUCGAUGCGAAAAUAGUUCCGUUGGAUAUAGGUACUCAAUUCGGAACAUUGUAACCAUCAGGGCCGAAUUUUCUAAUGGAAAAUUAGUGGAGCAUUCAUUUAAGCCAAUUGCUGCGAACAAGGGAACUCAAUUCACCGUGGAAGAUCUUUUUUACAACUGCCUUCAAAGGAAAUCUAUGCUGAAGUCCCCUAAUGAGGAAUAUUUGAAGAUUGUCCGGCUUGUGCAGUUAUAUUCGAUUGACAGGUGUGGGAUAUCUAUCAGUUUGAAAGCCGAUACAGGGCGUAACUUUGACAUUCUGACAAACUUAAAUCUCUCCAAGGAGGAGAAAAUCGGAAAAAUUUAUGGUGAUCAAUUGGUGCAGUCCUUGAUCAAAAUUGAGCAAUCGUGUACUUCUCCUCCUUUGAAAUAUGAGAUGUAUUUUUCGAAUCCAAAUUUCCAUUUGAAAAAAUUGGAGUUUAUUUUAUUCGUCAAUGGCAGGCUUGUUGAAAAUAAGGCACUAAAGAAGGCAUUUUCCGACUUUUAUGGUACCAUAUUGCUUAGGCACACACACCCAUUUGUAUAUUUAAAGCUGGGUGUUGAUCCCCAUGAUAUUGAUGUAAAUGUGCACCCAACUAAAAGCGAGGUCCUUCUAUUAAAUGAGUCGGAGAUAAUCAAGCAUCUUAUGAGCGAGUUGGCCAAUAAAAUUUCUUCCUCGGGCCGCUCUAAAGUGUUCCAGGUGCUGAAUGCAUCUCAAAAACCACCUUCGUUGAUGUGUGCACCGAAAAGCUCAUCGAUUUCUUCUAGCCCUGUUACGAAGGUUCGAACUAGCCCAGCUUCGCCAUCUCUUCUCCGUUCAUUUAGUCCCAAAAUUCAACGAACCUCAACGUCCGGGUACUUACUAGCUAGUUUAAUUCUGAUAGGUAUGCACUUCCCCUAUCCCCUAUCCCCUAUCCUUUAUCCUUUAUCCUUUAUCCUUUAUCCUCUAUCCUUUAUUCCUUUUACUCUGAUCUUAGCGUUCAAAGAACAGGUUAAAAAAAUUUGCUUUGUUGGAUGUAUCGAUGGUCACAAUUCCAUUUUCCAGAUCGAAACCACGCUUUAUAUGCUCAACCAUUCGGCCUUAUUUUUUGACUAUUUUUCCUUUUUUAUUUUGAAAAACCUCUCUUGUUUGCCCAUAAUUGAACUGGAAUCAUCAAAAUAUGUUGACAUUUCUGCGUUGGACAGCUGCAAAUUUCGACCUUUAUUGUCAAAAUCGGAUAUUUUGGAUGCAAGAGAGAUGUUAGAAGAUUAUUUUUCAUUAAGGAUCACGGAUGACGGACUUGUGACUGGCCUUCCAAUACUUCUCCAGAAUUUUCCACUUGAGUAUUUUGAUGCCAAAUCAUUCAUGGUCUCUUUUAUGUCAUAUUCUACCAUUAAUUGGGAUGAUGAAGAGGAGUGUCUUUUUUCCAUUGCCAAAUCUCUUUCCCAUGCAUUCUCAGCAGCGGUUAUUUCAAGACUUACCGACACCUUGGCUUUCGAUCAAAUUGGAAGAGAAUAUUUUGAAGUGCACCUAGUCCCAUUGUUACGUGACGGAAAUUAUUUUUAUCCGUCCAAGUCUGGGAUCACCACUACUUCAUCCCUCAAUAGGCUCGCUGACCUGAAAGAACUUUACAAAAUAUUUGAGAGAUGCUAG